UGGUUUUACUUAAAAAAAAAAUUGAAUCAUAAUCAAAUUUUGGAAGAAGGUGGAUAGAAUAGGCGAGUUUGAACGGUUCGGUUGCGGUGGUCCGUGGGGAUUCCGGCGACACACGAAAAGGCGUGAUGGAUCCAUCAACCCAAUUUUCUGGCUUUCAGGUGAAUCCUGAACAAAACCCUAACCCUAACCCUAAUAUUUUCUUAGAUUCAAUCCCAAAUUCUGUCGAAAAUCCUAGCGUGAGCCACUACCUCUCUUUCUCUGUCCCCAAGAAGAGGAGGUGUGGCAGGUCCCAACGCAAUCCGGCGAUUCCACUCAUCUUCAACAACGAUCUUGCCUCCUAUGCCGCCACUGUUUCAGUUGCCUCUGACAUUUCCGAUGAAAUUAUUGUGAUAAACAAAGAAGCCAAAACAGAGGCCAUGAUCGCACUCAGUGCUGGUUUCCCGGCUGAUUCCCUGACGGAGGAGGAGAUUGAAGCCGCGGUUCUCACCGUCAUCGGUGGGAUCGAACAGGUGAAUUACACUCUCAUUAGGAACCACAUUAUUGCUAAAUGGCGUGAAAAUGUGUCCAGUUGGGUCAGUAAGAAGAUGUUCACUGAUUAUAUACCCCACCAUUAUCACUCCCUUUUGGACGCUGCUUAUAGUUAUCUGGUCUCACAUGGUUAUAUCAAUUUUGGUGUUGCGCCCCCUAUUAAGGAAAAAAUUCCUGCUGAACCGACUAAGCCUGCUGUAAUUGUCAUUGGGGCUGGCCUUGCUGGGUUGGCUGCUGCGCGGCAGCUCAUGCGGUUCGGGUUCAAAGUGACAGUGUUAGAAGGUAGGAAACGUGCUGGGGGACGGGUUUAUACCAAGAAAAUGGAGGUAGGGAAUAGGGUAUCUGCAGCUGCUGAUUUAGGUGGGAGUGUUUUGACAGGUACCUUGGGGAACCCACUCGGGAUUCUGGCUAGGCAGUUGGGUGAUAUGCUUCAUAAGGUGAGAGAUAAGUGUCCUCUCUACCGUGUGGAUGGAAAGCCUGUUGACCCUGAUACGGAUGUCAAGGUGGAAUCUGCUUUUAACCGUUUAUUAGACAAGGCUAGCAGGCUAAGGCAAUUAAUGGGGGAGGUCUCUGUUGACGUGUCACUUGGUGCAGCGCUGGACACAUUCAGGCAAGUCUAUAAGGAUGCAGUAAAUGAUGAGGAGAUGAACUUGUUCAAUUGGCAUCUUGCGAACUUGGAGUAUGCAAAUGCUGGUUUACUAUCACAUCUUUCACUUGCAUUUUGGGACCAAGAUGAUCCGUAUGAUAUGGGAGGAGAUCACUGCUUUUUGCCUGGUGGAAAUGGAAAGCUUGUUCAAGCCUUGGCUGAGAAUGUGCCUAUUUUAUAUGAGAAAACUGUACAUACGAUUAGGUACAGUAGUAAUGGAGUGCAGGUUCUUGCCGGAAGUCAGGUAUUUGAGGGUGAUAUGGCAUUGUGCACUGUUCCUCUAGGUGUGUUAAAGAAAGGGUCUAUAAAAUUUAUUCCAGAAUUGCCUCAAAGAAAACUUGAUGGAAUAAAAAGAUUGGGUUUUGGUCUACUGAACAAGGUUGCUAUGCUUUUUCCUCAUGUGUUCUGGGAGACAGAUCUUGACACAUUUGGGCAUCUUUCGGAUGAUCCAAGCCGUCGUGGGGAAUUUUUUUUGUUUUACAGUUAUGCAACAGUUGCUGGUGGUCCCCUGUUGAUUGCUUUAGUAGCAGGGGAAGCUGCGCAUAAAUUUGAGAGCAUGCCCCCUACAGAUGCAGUCACACGGGUUCUUCAAAUUCUCAAGGGUAUUUAUGAACCAAAAGGAAUCAACGUUCCUGAACCUAUCCAAACUGUCUGUACUAGAUGGGGUAGUGAUCCCUUCUGUUUUGGUUCUUACUCAAAUGUUGCAGUUGGAGCUUCAGGUGAUGAUUAUGAUAUUUUAGCUGAAAGUGUGGGAGAUGGUAGACUUUUCUUUGCUGGGGAGGCAACCACUAGGCGCUAUCCUGCUACUAUGCAUGGGGCUUUUCUAAGUGGUCUAAGAGAAGCUUCAAAUAUGUCCCACUUUGCUAAUAUUCGAUCACUGAAGAUGAAGGUUGAGAAGACCCCUUCAAAUGCUCAUUCUUGUGCUUCUCUUCUGGCAGAUUUAUUCAGAGAACCUGAUGUAGAAUUUGGGAGCUUUGCUGUCAUUUUUGCUCAGAAGAAUGCAGACCCCAAGUCACCAGCAAUCUUGAGGGUAACAUUUGGUGAAUCUAGAAAGAGGUGUCAUGAAGUUGCAAAACAAGAUCAACAAUACUCAAACAAAUUACUCUUUCAGCAGCUUCAGUCACAUUUUAAUCAGCAGCAGCAGCUUCAUGUUUACACUUUAUUGUCAAGACAACAGUUUCUUGACCUAAGAGAGGUUAGAGGCGGUGAUGAAAUGAGAUUGAAUUUCCUUUGUGAGAAGCUAGGAGUAAGGCUGGUAGGGAGAAAAGGAUUGGGGAUGAAUGCUGAUUCUGUCAUUGCUUCAAUUAAAGCUGAGAGGGGCAACCGUAAACCCGUAUCAACCUCAAUGACUCUUAAACCAGGGGCGACAAAGCUGAAAGCAGGCAUUCUGAAGCGAAAGUUCAUCAGAAAGGCAAAAGUGGUGAAGAAAAGCAAUGGUUCCUUGCCUCAUGCUAUCACAAAUGUGGGGAGUGCCUCUAAAGUAUCAGAAGAGGUUCCGAUAAUAGCUCAAGUGCUUCCUGAUGUACUUGUUUCAGAAAGUUGAAGAUUCCGCUCAACUUGUUUUCCCUGAGUUCUUCUGUCGGGUCACAAGGUAUAAUUCUUUGUAUCCCCUGUAGGAUAUCUACAAUUCUCGUAACGUUUUUUUAAUGAAUGGUAAUUUUCAAGCUACAUUUCAGGGUUGUUGUAAAUGGUAUUUUGUAAAUAAAUAGAUCUUCAUCACAGAGAUAAAUCCAAGAUCUUAAUGACUAUGUCAGAGGUGGUGGCCCACAUGGUAAACAGAUAUCUUUUUCCUUGACAUACUCUGUUUGUUUAGCAUGAAAACAAGUGGAAGGAAAACAAUGGAAAAUGGAGGGGGAUGAAAGUUGAAUGGAAAACUCAAGUCUUGGUUGUUUGGAUAACAAUGGAAAAUGGAGGGGGAUGGAAUACUUACACAUGGGUCCCACCAAAAUGUUUUCCACACAAGUAUGGACGGAAAACUGAAAAAGCAAACCUUUCUUUAUCAAAAGUCCUAUGACACCCUAUGUUUCACAAAUGUUAAUAAUAGUGCAGUACGUUGACUAUGUUCAUCUAGAGGAUGAAAUUGUAAUUGCACAUCAUACUCAUUUUCCUUUAUCUUACUUUUGUGUCUAUUUUACAUACAUUUUCACUCAAUCCAAACAACUUCAAAAUCA
This is a messenger RNA of Lotus japonicus, 3345 nucleotides long. RefSeq names its product protein FLOWERING LOCUS D. Lineage: Eukaryota; Viridiplantae; Streptophyta; Magnoliopsida; Fabales; Fabaceae. The coding region runs from base 126 to 2717 and encodes 863 amino acids. Gene Ontology annotation, molecular function: oxidoreductase activity; protein binding. The transcript has 5 exons. The record is from RefSeq and is a predicted model, not a curated record.